CCAUUAGCAUUCAUAUCCACUAAACACACACGCACACACACACAGUGGUCACCGACUAUUUGUCAAAAUGCCUCGCCCAAAAUUAGCCUUAUUAUUCUUUCCCCUUCUCCUCCUCCUCCUCCUCUUGGCAACCACCUCCCACGCCCACAACAUCACACGAAUCCUCGCCAAAGACCCCGAAUUCUCCACCUUCAACCAGUACCUGACCCGUACUCACCUGGCGGCCGAUAUCAACCGCCGCCUCACCAUCACAGUCCUGGCCGUCGACAAUGCUGGCAUGUCAUCUCUCCUCUCCAAGGGCUUUCCCCUCUACACCAUUCGCAACGUCCUCUCACUCCACAUCCUUGUUGACUACUUUGGUGCCAAGAAGCUCCACCAGAUCAGCAAGGGCUCCACCUUGACUUCCAGUGUCUUCCAAGCCAGUGGUGCCGCCCCAGGCACCUCUGGUUUUGUCAACAUCACCAACCUCAAAGGUGGUAAGGUCGGCUUUGGUGUUGAGGACAAUGAUGGUCAUCUCAAUUCCCGCUUUGUCAAGUCCAUCAAGGAGAUUCCAUACAAUAUCUCCGUCAUUCAAAUCAGUCAGGUGUUGACUUCAGCCGAAGCCGAAGCGCCGACUUCAGGACCAAGCGAGUUGAAUGUAACGUCUAUAUUGUCAAAGCAAGGCUGCAAAUCUUUCGCCGAUUUGUUAAUAGCCACUGGAGCCGACACCACCUACCAGUCCAACACUGAGUCUGGCUUAACGAUUUUUUGUCCAACUGACGGCGUUAUCAAAGGUUUCAUGCCAAAGUACAAAAACUUAACGGCUCCCAAGAAAUUAUCGUUACUGUUAUAUCACGGUAUCCCCGUUUACCAAUCCCUUCAAAUGCUUAAACAAAAUAACGGAGUCGUUAACACACUGGCUACAGACCGUGCCAAUAAAUAUGAUUUCACGGUGCAAACUGACGGCGAGUACUUGACGUUAGAGACCACGGUCGUGACGUCCAAGGUUACUGGGACGUUGAUUGACAAGGAGCCGUUAGCCGUUUAUAAGCUGAAUAAGGUUUUGAUGCCUAAGGAGCUGUAUAAGUCGACUGAAGCCGCUUCGCCGAAAUCCAGUAGCGAUGACUCUGACAAAGACGCCGAUGCCCCCGAGAGUGAUUCGGAUGAUCAGACGGCUGACGAUAACGGUGCCGUUGGAAUAAACGGCGGGACCAUGGCUGUGGUCUUUUUGAGCUUGUGCGUGGGAUAUUUGCUUGUGUGAUUAAUGUUUGUUAGUAUCAACGUCGUUCUUUCUAAUCAACAAUGUUCAUACACAGCUAAGAGCUCUUCUUGGGUGGGGCUUUGAAUUCUUUUUCUAUAAUUCUCAUUAUCCUUUUGUGGAGAAUAAAAUAUUGGUGGGUCACUCCAUGUAUUGAGAGAAUCUUUUGCAUUGUUUUCAAGAUUAUAUAUAAAUGUAUAGAGACAAUUUGUUUGAGUAAUGAUACGUAUCAAUUGUAUUUUUUUCUUUUAGACAAAUAAGUUUUCAUCAUGACUUUUGUGAA
Humulus lupulus (European hop) is the source of this 1520-nucleotide messenger RNA. Its product is annotated as fasciclin-like arabinogalactan protein 2. Gene Ontology annotation, cellular component: plasma membrane. NCBI's taxonomy places the organism in Eukaryota, Viridiplantae, Streptophyta, Magnoliopsida, Rosales, Cannabaceae. The transcript has 2 exons. The coding region runs from base 68 to 1240 and encodes 390 amino acids. The record is from RefSeq and is a predicted model, not a curated record.